This is a messenger RNA of Rhipicephalus sanguineus (brown dog tick), 3371 nucleotides long. RefSeq names its product cytochrome P450 4V2. The record is from RefSeq and is a predicted model, not a curated record. The transcript is spliced from 21 exons. Lineage: Eukaryota; Metazoa; Arthropoda; Arachnida; Ixodida; Ixodidae. Bases 411 to 3329 code for a protein of 972 amino acids. Gene Ontology annotation, molecular function: heme binding; oxidoreductase activity, acting on paired donors, with incorporation or reduction of molecular oxygen; monooxygenase activity.
GCAUGCGAGCGCGCACGCGCCCGCGAUUGUGCCAGCUACGCAGCCGUAACGGCUGCUCCAACUUUCACUUCCCCCGAGGAGGUGCAGAGGGUGCCGCCUUGUCAUCGCCGGGAACAGCGAACCGAGCGAUCGGCUCGCGCUCACCUCCUCGCUCAACACUGCCAACACCUCUCCCACGUUGAGAAGCACCGUCAAAACAGCAAAAGCCCAUAAAAGAAGCGAGAACGGUAUUCGAUCAGCCAGUUGACUUUCAAAAAACCUGAGAGGCGCGUGCGACCCGCACAGCGGCUUCACCGAAUAAACUGAGGAAGCGUUUUUCCCUCUGAACGCCUAAAUAGUUGGAACCAAAGCGCCGCCGAUUUAGAACUCUUUGCGACGCGAGGGAUCGCGAGCACCAGCCGAAAGGCGCCAUGGAGCCCGUACCACCGAUGCACAAGCCCCUGAUACAUAGCAAAAUUGUUUCGGCAUGCGUAUACGUAGCGGUGAUCGCUGUGCUCUUGUACUGCGCGCGGAUUCUGGCCCGCACGAUUCGUGCCUACGCUUGCUUAUGGAACAUCCCGCAUCCGCACGAGCGCUUCCCUUUCUGCUUGCUACUGGAUCUGUGGCAAAGCGUCGCCAAGAUGGACUCGUCGCUGGAAGUGCCAGCCAAGAUAUUCAACUACUUCGAUUCCGUGUUUUAUCAAAUCCACGACCAAGAUGUCACGGUUGCUUUCUACGGCCCCAAGCCAUUUCUCAUCGCCGUGACCCCCGACACUGUUGAGCGGGUGUUAUCAAACACCGAAAAUGUUAACAAGUCAUUCCUCUACGCCAUGUUAAAAAGCUGGAUAGGCAAUGGCCUGCUUACUAGCGAGAAGUCGAUAUGGAAGAAGCGUAGGAAGGUGCUGACGCCGGCGUUCCACUUUCGCAUCCUCGACGACUACGUGCCCGUUAUGAACCGAAGGGCGGCCCUGCUGUGCGACAAGAUGGCCGCCCUGGGCCGGGACCACUUCGACGUGCUGCCAGAGAUGAGGCUUGCGACAUUCGGCAUUCUCUUCGAGACUGCUAUGGGAAUAAAACUUGACGAAGAGGCUGUCAAGAAAACUGGAUUCCUGAAAGUGAACGAUGAAAUUGCGACGGCGAUCAUUACGAGGAUGGUGAACAUACAUCACUGGCCAGAAUUCAUAUACAAGCGCACUGAGGACGGCAGAAAGUUUUAUCAGAAAGUGGAGCUGAUAAAGAAAUACACUCGAGAUAUCCUCAGCUGCCGAAAGAAGACCUACAAGAUUGAAAGUGACCAGGCUGCGCAGAAGAAGAGUUUCAUGGACAUCCUUCUUCGUAUGCACAUGGAGGAGGGAAUCUUCACGGAGGAGGAAAUAAGGGAGGAGGUCAACACGUUCAUGAUUGGGGGAUUCGACACAACCGCUACGGCAGCUUCUUUCGCCAUACACCUGCUCGGAAACCAUCCGGAGGCUCAGGCAAAGGUUCACGAAGAACUGGACGCCGUGUUUGGUUCUGACCGAGAACGACCCGUAACCAGAGAGGAUAUCGCGCAGCUGAAGUACUUGGACUGCGUUAUCAAGGAAGCUCUUCGCCUUUACCCACCUAUUCCUGCUAUUGCAAGGAAGCUUGGAGAAGAUCUUACCCUUGAUAAACAUACGAUACCGAAGGGUACCGUGGCGGUUAUCUUCAUAUAUUUCAUGCAUCGGCAUCCGCGAUUUGUCCCCAAGCCAAAAGACUUCAUUCCAGAGAGGUUCCUAGAGUUCGACAAGGAACGUCACCCAUUUCUCUACAUUCCUUUCGCCGGCGGAGCUCGCAACUGUAUAGGGCAAAAGUUUGCUCAGCUAGAGGACAAGAUUCUACUGGCUCAGAUCCUCAGACGGUUCAAGGUGGAAUCGAAGACCCGUAACGAAGAUCUGCAGAUGUCGCUGGAGCUCGUCUUGCGCCCCACUCAAGGCCUGCACAUAAAGCUGACGCCACGGGAUCACGCGGUCACGUGGCUAUUUAACUUCUUCAAAAACUCUGUGGACACGUACCUGAAUGAAGACUUGACAGUAUAUUAUUACGGCCCGCAGGCCAUAAUACUGGUGAAUACGCCUACGACAAUGCAGGCUAUUGUCCGCUGCGAGAGUAACCUUACGAAGCCAUUUGUGUACGGUUUGUUGAAAACACUGAUGGGGACCAGCUUGUUGACAUGUAAUAAAGGCAUGUGGCGAAGUCGGAGGCGAACUCUUAAUCCUGCAUUUAGCACUCGGAAUGUGUGGUCAUUUGUUCCUGCCAUUAGUCGGAGAGCAGAAUCACUGGUGUUAGAAAUUCUGAAGAACAAAGCCGUUUACUGCAAUAAUUACUUUGAUGUUCUGGGCAUCCUGACGUCGACAACAUGUGGUGUACUGCUUGAAACAGUCCUAGGCGUAAGAGUAGACCACCUGGACGUGCAAGAGAUGGGACUAAUGGAGGCAUUGAAAGGGUUCUGUGAAGGAUUCAUGUCUCGGCUGGUCAACGCAUUCUAUUGGUCGGACUUCUUAUACGAGCUCACUACUGAGGGCAAAUAUUACAGACGGUGCUGCGACAGAUUGCGAGACUACAGCCGGGAGAUACUGCUGAAAAGGAAAGAGGCAUUGAAGGCCAAAGAUGCCGCAAAGGACUACACAGGGUCUUUCCUGGAUAUCCUUCUUCAAAUGCAUUUGGAGGACGGAUCGAUCACGGAGGCGGAAAUCCUCGACGAAACAGUCACAAUAUUCGCCGCGGGCUACGAUACCACCGCUGCACUGACCGCCUACUGCCUUUACCUGCUGGGAAAUCAUCGAGACGUUCAAGUUGAGUUACACGAUGAGAUCGACAGAAUAUUUGGAGAUGACGUACACAGGCCCGUGACAACCGACGACUUGAGGAGUAUGAAGUACUUGAGCUGCAUCAUAAAGGAAACAUUGCGCCUUUACCCCUCUGUUCCUAUAAUGGGACGCUACAUAGAGGAAGACAUGAAAAUUGGAAACCAACUGAUACCAAAGGGAACAAUGGCCAUGGUUCUCAUCUACUUCUUGCACCGACACCCCCGCUUCCACAAGAACCCGACCAGUUUCACACCCGACAGGUUCUUAAGCGACGCAACACGGCCGCAACCGUACGCCUACAUGCCAUUCUUUGGUGGACCAAGAAAUUGCAUAGGUCAGCGUUUUGCGGUGCAAGAAGCAAAGAUUGUGGUCACUCAGCUUAUGCGCCACUUUGAGAUCCACUCGAAGCUUCCCGAAGAAGAGUUGCAGCUGGAACUGGGCAUCGUUCUGAGGCCAUCACAGGGACUUGAAGUGAAGCUCACCCCAAGAAGACCUCGAAAUCCGCUAGAACACGCCCAAUGAAUAUGCGCGGCGAUUUCCUGUCAACCAAUUAAAUUAGAGAAA